AACAAAUACAAUGAAAUGAAAGCCAUUGCGGAGUCUGAAGGAAAGUCUUAUGAUGAAGAAGACACUGAGCUGUUUUGCAAGGUUGUGUCGAAGUAUAGAGGGCGCCGGUAUGGGACCGGGUCAGAGGCUGAAUCGCUAGAAAGCGUUGACGGCCCGAGCCGAGGGCCAACUCAAGAGAAGAUAGAUAGGCGCAUUCGGGAGGAGGUUGAGGCUCGCUUCGCACGACACCAGCAGGAAGUUCAAGCUCAAAUGGCCCCUCAAAUGGCCAGUAUGUCUGGAGCCUUUAUGGCAUUUAUGGAGCAAGUACGCAGCAGUAACCCGUUGAUCCCAUUGCUCGACUUUCAUAGCUUUCGAACUCCGACGCCGGUGCGGAUGAACGUCCUGAAUGGAGAUUCCAAUGAAGUCAGGAUGGACAACAUUUUCGAUGAGAUGGGUGGCAAUGGCGUUGUGGAGGCUAGGUUGUGAAUUUCAGUUUUUAAAGCUUUCUGGACUUGUAUCUAAUGUUUUUUGGACAUCCCUUGUGAUGAACUAUUUUUUGGGUUUUUGUGAUUGAUUUUUGUUCAGUCUGGACCACUUUAUUGGGGUGCUUUUUACCCUGAUUAACAAUGUACUUGUUUAUUUGGUAUUCUUGUUUGACAUGCUUUGGUGUUAAUUUGUUCAUUGUAUUGA
Molecule: messenger RNA, 669 nt
Organism: Cuscuta europaea
Lineage: Eukaryota; Viridiplantae; Streptophyta; Magnoliopsida; Solanales; Convolvulaceae
Source: the annotation of a GenBank genome assembly